GGUAAACAAUAUGGCGGAUUCGAAGUUGUUAUGUUAUCAUCUCAAGUCUAGUAUUAUUUAGUUCAAAAGAAAAAGACAACGAAAAAGUUAUGGAUACCACGUUAGCACUAAGAGCCUCUACCGCGAGGGAGGGCAUGUCUCUGGUGAAUAAAUAUGAAGCACUGCUUAUAGAGCAAGGCAGUCCAAAACCAUCACAAGACAGGGCAUUACUGGUGUUUCAGGCUCUGGAUGACUUACUGCCACAUUUAGGUGUAUUUACCAAAGUAAUGAAACUGAUCAGGGAUGAUUUAUAUGAUGCUGUGUACAGUAACAAUUUUACAAGCAGUAAAGAUGCAGAGUCUUCCUUCAUCCAGAGAGUGCCACAUUUUAGCCUGGUUCAACAGGUUUAUAAAGAGAGACAUGAAGCUGCUGAUGAACUGCGAGAACAACUGGAAGUAGUAAAAGAAAAGUUGUUUAACAAGCAUAAAUUGUAUGAAGGUGCUCAAGACAACAUAUCAGAACUUAAAAAUGAGAUUGAGGAACUGAAACAAACAGUAGCAAACCUGGAGGAUGAAGUGGAAGACAAGAAUGCAGACAUUAAAAGAUUAGAAACAACUAUGGGUGAUGAGAAGGAAAAGGCAAACAUGGAGAAGCAUGGCUUGAACUGUGAUAUAGCAGAUCUGAAGGAAGAUUUGCGAGAAGCUAAGGAGCAGAUUGCCUUUUUGAGCAAAUACAAGGAGGGAUAUGAUAAUUUAGAAAAGGCAUUUACAUUCAAUCCUAGUGUGGAAGAUUCUGAAACAUCUAAGAAACCAGUGAUAGCAACAAGAAGGGCUCACCUCAUCAACAACAUAGAUGCUGCCAGCAAGCUAGAAGAACAACUGCUUACAGUGGAAAAUGCCAUUAUAGAUGAAUUUGACAAGUUUUUAGAGGAACACAAACAAGAACUGGUUGGGCUGCAGUUAACAGACAAUACCAAUGACAAGAUGUACUAUAGACAAGAACAUGAGGUAGAGAGAGUGGAUCAAGAUCUGUGGGUGAUGCAAGAAAGGUUCAAGAAGUCAGUGGAUGAUCUGAAUACAGAACUAGAACUGAUAAGGCAGCAUAAGAAGAUGCUUUUAGAACAAUUGCAACUUCUAGAGGAGAGCAUUAAACCCGAGGAAGAGGGAGAUGACAUGGAGGAAGAAGCAAACAAACCAGAGACCACAAAGCAAAAGGAAUCCAGACCUGGAACUGGACAAGAAUCUGUCCUAUCUGCUGGUUUAGUUGAUGAAGAGAAGGAUGACGGAGCUGACCCCUUCAUCCCACAUGAGCGGAUUUUUAGCAAAUAUGCGGCCAUGAUGUAUUCUUCCUCAAACAAGGGCAAGAACUGGCACGAAUUCCAAGCUGCAAAGUUCUGUCCUAGCUGUGGUGAAAAGACCAUAUUCUGUCCACACAAGAUACCCACAGAUGAAGUAGUCCUGAAACUUCCACAUAACUGCACUCACAUCAAGAUCACAAGACCAAAAGUCAGGAUUAAUCAGGAAUUAAUAGAAGAAAUCCUCAACCGCCAAGAAGAUUUUAUAGGAACUCCUGCAAGUAUAGGUGCCUCCCAGUCACCAGCAGAUAGCAGGGAAGGUAGUGCCAGUCCCAAGAUGACCAGGUUUAGAGCCAUGGCUUCUAUGAUGGGAAAGAUAGAGGCUGGGAGGAGAAACGAACUGCUGGCUUCCCUGUCCACUACAAGAACUCCCACCCCCGGAUCUGAGGCACACAUGCCAAAAUCUGCAGGAACGGGAACUGAACCAUUUAUGACUAAUACUAUCUCCAAAUUAUGGGAUGAUUAUAAGGACAGAACGCAAAUAGAGCGCAUCAUUCCUUUGCCAAUGGCUUUAGACCGUGCUGUGUCUCUUAUUCAGCAGUUCUAUUCAUUUGUUCUGUGGCAAGAUGAGGCUGGGUCUGAGGAAGAAGGAUACUUCUCUAUACUGGACAAUUUAUACUACUUCAUGUCAGAGAGGUACAUGAAAGAAGACAUUACAUACUUAACAACCCAUGAUUUACUGUCUGCCAUAGUAGAUAACCUGAACAGUGACAAGACCAUUCAAAUAUUUGGCCACACAUUGAUUGGUAACCUAGAUGCCUCCUGCAUCCGCUAUGUUCUACUGAUAGCAGAUUUUGUCAGCUUGGUGGAUUGGGAAGAGGUGGAAGAUUUCAGGGCAUUUGCAUCCAUUGUGUUUCCUUUCUUACAGGAAGACGACCUGGAGACUCUCCACAUGGGCUACACAUCAUUCAGUGAGAACAAGAUUUCCAAGAAACGAGUGCUGGAUUUCCUGAUGUACAUUAUUCUCAAGUACAGGGAACCAAGGUUCCAAGAUAUGGAAAAUCGGUUGCUUGCUUUCCCUGCCAGAGAACAUGGUCAGAUGACAGAACACGAGUUUAACGAGGCAGUGGAGAAUUUGGUUCCCCUCCACAGCGAGAAGUUACGAAAGCGUCUGUUUUGGGAGGCAGAGGCACAUGUUCAGAUGGAUGACAUGCAUGAUGUUGUGCCUGUCAUGAGACUGGCCCAAAUUUCCAGCUAUCUGGCAUUGCUGCAGAUAGCACAAAUCAUCAGACAAACCGUAGCUGAUAAAGUGAAAAAGGCAAAAAUUAGGACAAAGGGAGACAGAGCACCCACCAAGGUACAAUCUGAGGCAGAGAAGGCUGCAGAGAACCAGAUAACAACUUACUCUGAUAUCAGGAAGAUUGCUGUCAGUGUAGCCAGACGCAAGGCUACAAGGAAGAGAAGAGAAGCAGAAGAUGCAGAAAUGGAUGACACACAAUUCUACGGAUGAUGAAGAUUACUGGAUAAACAACUACAAAGAGCCAGAGGUUGGGAAAAAUUAGAAGGGACUUUUUUUGAAAAAGGCAUUUUCUUUAAAUUAGUUCUUUUUGGAUGCAUUGUAAAUAUAAAAUUGUACACUACUAGUACAGGAUUUUAUGGAAUACACAAGUGUGUAACUCUCCAUUCAUAUAACUGAUUUAGUCACGUAUUAAACGCACUAUUUUUAUGACAGAAGAAUAUGUACAUGCAAUUUUGUGAUAUAAAAUAAUUUAGAGAGAGUGAAAGAUGUUUUC
Lingula anatina is the source of this 3066-nucleotide messenger RNA. RefSeq lists its product as uncharacterized. NCBI's taxonomy places the organism in Eukaryota, Metazoa, Brachiopoda, Lingulata, Lingulida, Lingulidae. The record is from RefSeq and is a predicted model, not a curated record.